Pollicipes pollicipes is the source of this 1762-nucleotide messenger RNA. RefSeq names its product anaphase promoting complex subunit morula (gene mr). Bases 31 to 1659 code for a protein of 542 amino acids. Gene Ontology annotation, biological process: metaphase/anaphase transition of mitotic cell cycle; protein K11-linked ubiquitination; ubiquitin-dependent protein catabolic process. Gene Ontology annotation, molecular function: ubiquitin protein ligase binding. Lineage: Eukaryota; Metazoa; Arthropoda; Thecostraca; Pollicipedomorpha; Pollicipedidae. The transcript has a single exon. Gene Ontology annotation, cellular component: anaphase-promoting complex. The record is from RefSeq and is a predicted model, not a curated record.
GGUGUCAUCGCCGACCUGAUCUGCCGCCAGAUGGCCGACCGCGUCGACGCCGUGUGCCAGGCGGGCUUCACCCAGAGUGUGGUGAGCCAGCUGGACGGUUGGUGUGACGCACUGUUGUGCGACUGGCGCCGGCUGCUGGGCGACGAGGCGGGUCUGGAUGCCGCCCGCCAGCGCGCCGUCUCCUACAUGUACGAGAUGUACGCGCGCCGCCGGAUCGGACAGCUCUUCGACAUCAUCGUGGACUUUCCGGACUCGCAGCCGGCGCUGGAGGACCUGCGCACCUGCCUGCAGCGCUGCCGGCUGCGCGGCGAGCUGGUGGCGUCCCUGCGACGCGCCGUCGCCACGCGGCUGUUGCACCCGGCCGCCAACACCGAGGACAUUCUGUCGGCGUACGUGUCGGCGGUGCGCGCCCUCCGGCUGCUGGAGCCGGCCGGCGUGCUGGUGGAGCUGGUGGGCGGCCCCAUCCGGCAGUAUCUGCGCGGCCGCGAGGACACGGUGCGCUGCAUCGUGGCCUCGCUCACCGAGGAGGGCGGCGGUCCGCUGGCCGACGAACUGGUGCGCGGCGAGCCGACCGUGCUGCCGCCCGACGGCGACAUGCAGAACUGGCAGAGUUGGACGCCGUACCCGCGCGACGCGCCGCCCGCGCGCGACGCCGCCGCCUCGCCGCAGGCUGACAUCAUUUCUAUGCUGGUCAACAUCUACGGCAGCAAGAACACUUUUGUGAAGGAGUACCGCAAGCUGCUGGCUGACCGCAUCCUCAAGCAGACGACGUACGACCUGGACCGGGAGCUCAAGUACCUGGAGCUGCUGAAGAGGCGCUUCGGCGACUCCGAGCUGCACGAGUGUGACGUCAUGCUCAAGGACCUCUUCAACUCGCACCGCAUCAACUGGCACAUCCACUCGGAGGAGAGCCGACGCCUGCGGCGGCAGGCGGAGCCCAGCCCGGCGGCCGGGCCGCCGGCGCCGCCCGCCUUCCUCGUCCACUCGCUCAUCCUGUCGGCCCAGUUCUGGCCCGACUUCAAGGAGGAGACGCUCGCCCUGCCCGAGGAGUACGAGCGCUGCCUCGACGAGUACACGCGCGAGUUCCAGGCGCUCAAGGGCAACCGCACACUGUGCUGGAAGCGCCACCUGGGUACCGUGGAGCUGCAGGUGGAGCUGUCGGGCCGCACCAUCGAGCUGAGCGUGACGCCGGUACACGCGGUCAUCCUGCACCACUUUCAGUCGCGCUCGACGUGGACGGCGGCCGAGCUGAGCCACACCAUGCGCGUACCGGUGUCGGUGCUGCGGCGCAAGGUGGCCUUCUGGCUGUCGCAGGGCGUACUGACCGAGGCGGCGCCCGACGUCUACCGGCUGGGAGAGGGCGGCGAGCAGGCGGCGGCGGCCGGCUGCAGCCUGCUCGAGGACGACGCCGACUCGCCCAUGACUUCGACCGAGGACCAGAAGGAGCGCGACCUCGAAGUCUUCUGGAACUACAUCGUGGGAAUGCUGACCAAUCUGGCGUCGCUGCCGCUGGAGCGGAUCCAGGGCAUGCUGCGGCUGUUCGCCAUGGCCGGCGCCGAGGAGUGCUCCACGCAAGAGCUGCGCUCCUUCCUCGACAAGAAGGUGAAACAGCACAAGCUGUUGUUCAGUGGUGGUCUGUACCGGCUGCCCAAGCCCUGAGGCCCCUGGGAACUGGUGAUCUGUGCCGAGCUUGUGACCCGUACGGGGCCGCGCUGACCGGCUCUCAGAGAUAGGCUGUGACAUGGCAGCCGUGCUCUCAGUG